CGGGAGAGGACGGCAGGGGCGGGGCGGGGCAGGGCGUUGCACUAAUUCGAGGUGCAAUCUCCAUCCAAAUAAUACAUUAGUAUUAACAAUGAUCCUCUCCACGAAACCCUUAAAAUUGGCCCUUGACUCCCGUCGCAGCAAAAGGCGAGCCCUUAUUCGCUGAGCUGACGCCUCCUCGGCUCCCCCCGCCCCCCACUACUCGCUGCUCUGGAAAUUACAACUCCUCAGCACGCCGCGCAGGGAGGCGGCGGCGGCGGCGGGAGGGAGGCGGGGAGGGGAUUCCCGAGCCAGCCGGGCACUCGUCCUCCGCCCGCCGGCUGCAGCGUCGCGCGGCCAAGGUCAGAGGCGCCGCAGGAGCGGCAGCAGCGAACCCAGGAAGCGGGUCAAUCCUUGCGGAGGGGAAAAAGCCCCAGGGCGCAUUUGCCCCGCACCAGCAGCCGCCGGAGAGGGCGGCGAGCGAAGGUCCCCGAGCCGGCCGGGCUCCGCCGAGACAGUCGCUGGAGCGGCGACCCUGCACGCCAGGUGGCGGCCCCUCGGUCCGCGCGCGGGGAACCGGGGCUCCACCGCCCGCUCUGGGCGCUGUCCGUCGCCUCGUGGUGCUGAACCCAGCCCCACGGCCGAGCGGCCUGCUCACCCGCCUUCUCGCCUACGGAUCGCUCUGAUUGGGGCGGGGCAGGGGCAAAAGGGAGCCCUUGAGCAGCUGCCCACUGGAGACGAGGGGCUGAAACAGAACAGCUAGAAACGGCAGCCCGGCCGCUGGUCCUGAUGUGCAGAGGAGACGCGCGCUGCAGCCGGCGGCGGCGCUAGUGCUGAUUCAUCACCUCGAGCGCCUCUCAGGCCAUCGCGAGGGCAGCCGACUGGCUCUGGACUCUGCCCGCAGGUUGAAGCCGCUGGCGCAGGAGCCUCGCAGGCAGGAGGUGAGGACCCCCUCCCGUCUCUUGCCCCUAGUGGUCCUUAGGCGGUGGCCCCAGGACAGAGAGAGGGGCGUGCCCCCGGGCUGUGAAGUGGUCAUGUCUGUGUAAUGCCCUCGCUUGCAGUCUCUCCGGUGCUAACCACGCUUGGUCCCCUCCGCCUGUCUCUGGAGCUCGGGUCGUUCCACAUCCCACCCUGAGCAGCUCGGUCUGCCCGCGCCGCGAUGGAGGAGGAGCUGAAGUGCCCCGUGUGCGGCUCCCUGUUUCGGGAGCCCAUCAUCUUGCCCUGUUCCCACAACGUCUGCCUUCCUUGCGCUCGUACCAUCGCUGUGCAGACACCGGACGGUGAGCAGCACCUGCCCCAGCCACUCCUGCACUCCCGGGGCUCCGGGCUACCGGCCGGCGCCGCUGCGGCGCCCCCUCUGGACCACGACGCUGCGGCUGGCCCAGCCUGCGGCGGCGCGAGCGGGAGCGCAGCUGGCGGCCUGGGCGGCGGUGCGGGAGGUGGUGGGGACCACGCGGACAAGCUGAGCUUGUACAGUGAGACAGACAGUGGUUAUGGUUCCUACACCCCGAGCCUCAAGUCCCCCAACGGGGUUCGCGUGCUGCCCAUGGUGCCUGCACCGCCUGGCUCCUCGGCCGCCGCGGCCCGGGGUGCCGCCUGCUCCUCGCUGUCUUCCUCCUCCUCAAGCUCCAUCACGUGUCCGCAGUGCCACCGCAGCGCGUCCCUGGACCACCGAGGCCUGCGCGGCUUCCAGCGAAAUCGGCUGCUCGAGGCCAUCGUGCAACGGUACCAGCAGGGCCGCGGGGCAGUGCACGGGGCGUCCGCAGCCGCUGCAGUGGCCAUCUGCCAGUUGUGCGACCGCACCCCGCCUGAACCGGCCGCCACGCUAUGCGAGCAGUGCGACGUGCUCUACUGCGCUGCCUGCCAGCUCAAAUGCCAUCCAUCCCGCGGACCCUUCGCUAAGCAUCGCCUGGUGCAGCCGCCGCCGCCGCCCGCGCCUGCUGAGGCCGCCUCAGCAUCCCCAGGCGCGGCCCAGGGCGCCCCCAGCGGAGGCGGCGGCUGCAAGAGCCCGGGGGGCGCCGGCGCGGCUGGGGGCAGCGCGGCCCGCAAGUUCCCUACGUGCCCCGAACACGAAAUGGAGAACUACAGCAUGUACUGCCUGAGCUGCCGAACCCCGGUGUGCUAUCUGUGCCUGGAGGAGGGCCGUCACGGCAAGCACGAGGUGAAGCCGCUGGGAGCCAUGUGGAAACAGCACAAGGCCCAACUGUCCCAGGCCUUAAACGGGGUUUCGGAUAAGGCGAAGGAAGCAAAAGAGUUUCUGGUCCAGCUGAAGAACAUCCUGCAGCAGAUCCAGGAGAAUGGACUGGACUAUGAAGCCUGCCUGGUUGCUCAAUGUGACGCUCUGGUCGACGCUUUAACUCGGCAGAAAGCCAAGCUGCUCACCAAGGUCACCAAAGAGAGGGAGCACAAGCUGAAGAUGGUCUGGGACCAGAUCAACCACUGCACUUUGAAGCUGCGCCAGUCGACGGGGCUGAUGGAGUACUGCCUGGAGGUGAUCAAGGAGAACGACCCCUCCGGCUUCCUGCAGAUCUCAGAUGCUCUGAUCAAGCGUGUCCAGGUGUCUCAGGAGCAGUGGGUCAAAGGUGCCCUCGAGCCAAAAGUGUCUGCGGAGUUCGACUUGACCUUGGACAGCGAGCCGCUGCUGCAGGCCAUCCACCAGCUGGACUUCAUCCAGAUGAAAUUGCCGCCCAGCCCCCUGCUACAGCUAGAGAAGUGCUGUACCCACAACAACAGCGUCACGCUGGCCUGGAGGAUGCCACCCUUCACCCACAGCCCUGUGGACGGCUACAUCCUGGAGCUGGACGACGGCGACGGGGGCCAGUUCCGGGAAGUGUAUGUUGGCAAAGAGACCCUGUGCACCAUCGACGGUCUGCAUUUCAACAGCACCUACAACGCCAGGGUCAAGGCGUUCAACUCCUCUGGCGUCGGGCCUUACAGUAAAACUGUCGUCCUGCAGACGUCUGAUGUGGCCUGGUUCACCUUUGACCCCAACUCUGGGCACCGGGACAUCAUUUUAUCCAAUGACAACCAGACGGCCACGUGUAGCAGCUACGACGACCGGGUGGUGCUGGGUACGGCAGCUUUCUCCAAGGGCGUGCACUACUGGGAGCUGCACGUGGACCGGUACGACAACCACCCGGACCCCGCAUUCGGGGUGGCCCGGGCCAGCGUGGUCAAGGACAUGAUGCUGGGCAAGGACGACAAGGCCUGGGCUAUGUACGUGGACAACAACCGCAGCUGGUUCAUGCACUGCAACUCCCACACCAACAGGACGGAAGGUGGCGUGUGCAAGGGGGCCACUGUUGGCGUGCUCCUGGACCUGAAUAAGCACACUCUGACCUUCUUCAUCAACGGGCAGCAGCAAGGCCCCACCGCCUUCAGCCACGUGGAGGGGGUCUUCAUGCCGGCCCUCAGCCUCAACCGUAACGUGCAGGUCACUCUGCACACGGGACUGGAAGUGCCGACAAACCUGGGGCGGCCCAAGCUGUCCGGCAACUAGCCUCCCAGCUCCAACUGCUCACCGGCAUCUGGGAAGAGCCCCCCCACCCCUCACUACGUUCAAAGAACCCACAAGGGUAGGACGAUCAUGUCACAGGUGCAGCCCCAGCAGCCACUGAGUAACUUAGAGAAAAGUUUUCUUUGGGAGAUGCAGAAGAGGUCUGCAAGCCAUGCUUGUUGGGGCGACUGGUUAAACUGGCCACUUGCGAAAGUAACCACUGGUUGAUGGUGAACGUGGGUAUGUGUCCCUAUCAUAUCUCCUGGACGUUGCAAAUACUCCCAAAGAAGGACCUUUCUCAUGUUUCCUGCCAUCUGUUUUCAAAGCUUGUCUUUUGGGGGAAGGAGGCACCAGGAGGGCAGACCGGCACCCCGAGAGCAGGAGGCAGGAAGACAGUUUGGAUUCCUAUGCUCCAAGCGUUGAACCUUCACCGGGACACCACUCAGUCCCGAGGCUACAGGUUCUCACCUUCGCCAGGAAAUGUGAUCCUUUUGCUUGUAGGUCCUGGAGGUUCCACUUGGUUAUGCCCUUGCAAACCUCAUCCAAGGUCAAUAGAAAGGGGCACUGAUUUGGACCUUCACCACUCCCACUGAACUGCUGAGAACCUUUUAAAAUGGUUUUCUUUGGUCCUUCAUUAAUCAACCAGUCUCUCUCUCUCUCUCUCUCUCUCUCUCUCUCUCUCUCGCACGCAUGCGCACACACACACCACGCACGUAGUUUGCUAAGAUUCAUUCACUCGGUUGUUCGUUCUUAAACACAAAGGAAAACACGGACAUCGGAAUGAUAAUGUGAGGAGUCGUCACCUGGUGGCUCUUUCUGGAACUGCAAGCCUGUCUGAGUUGCUCUCUUCCAGACAGGGGGUCCCCCCUCCCCCCUCCCGGACUCAGAGCAGGAAAGGUGGGAGGCCCUGGGGAAGCCGCUUAGAGCCGCCGCCCCUUGCUUGGAGACCCGCCCUACUGUUAUCCUGGAAGCAGGAGGUGGCCCCAGGGGCAGGCGUGGUUCUGCUCUGGCGGGGGAGGGGGGCAGUUCCUCGAAGAAUAUCAGCAGAGUUCCUCGCCCCUCAGUCUCCCGGGAGGAGCUUGGGUGUCCAGAUCUCUAGAGGCCGAGGUGGGGCCUCCUUGCUGGGAACACAGACCUUGUCCCAGGAGACGCGCAGGAGUGAUUUGUGUUUCUGGGAAAGAGAGCUCGCUUUUGGGGCUCUGGAGCCUGCCUUGCUCCUGUCCCUAGAGCACCUUCCUGUCCUCUUCUUUUCCUCCUUGUCUCCUGCCACUCCACUUUCCAUCUGGUAGUGAAACGUUCUGUCUCCUUUUUAAAAGAAUCUAUUUUAUCAAGCAUUUUAUUUUGUCCACUUGUUCGGAUUUUUAUAAAACUCAGCCCGUAAACCGGCAGCAACUGUGUUGACUCGGUUCUACCUGCUUGUUGAGACGCUGCCCUUGCUUUCUGAGUCUCCCCGGCCGAUGCUGUGUAGACCCUGCCCCUAGCAGCAGAUCCGACAAUCCUACCUCAGAGCCCACGCCCUUGGACUGCAAGCCUGCCUUGUCUCCGCCUUGCGGGCAGGUGUGGCUGGCUAGGCCAGCCACCGGCGUCUUCAGGAGCUGCCUGGUGCUGUCUCAGCCUCCGUGUCCGGUCCUGGUAGCCACCUGCCAGGGAUGCUGAGGUCCUGCCUCUUCAUUCUCUGCCUGCUACGUGGUUCCUUGGGUGCACGGAGGCACUCCUUGUCCUGUCCCGGAGCUCUGCCAGAUCCCCCCGCUGGGGAUGUCCCUCCAGGACCCCAGGCUACCGCCUGUCCUCCCGGCAACUGCCUCUCUCCUCUUUGCUUCCACUUGCCUUUGGUUCGCUCCUUAGCCAUAGCUCCGGGUGGACUCAGCUUGGAAGACGGAGAGGAUUGGAGGACACAGAGGAGCCAUGGCCUUCCUGGGGCUGAUGAAGCUUGGCUGAUGGGCCCAGACAUAUCGGCUGUGGGAGAAGAACCACCAGUGCCCUGGGAGUGACAUCAGGAGUGAGUGUGGCUGGGAAGACGGUGGUGGCUCUCCGUAGCAGGGUCCCAGUGUGAGGCUGGGGAGCAUCCAGAGUGCCCGAAGCUGGCCCCGGCUCUGCCUCAUUGGAGAGGAGCUGCUCCAGGUCAGUCAGCUGGACUUGGUACCACGCUCAGGACAGCCAGCGCCUCGGUCAGAGGGAGAUAGGAACAAGGAGAAGGGAAAGUCCCACAAUGGCAGGGGGUCUCUUUGGGAUAUAAAAGGUGGUUUUCCAGAGGGAAGCUUCCAGAAUCCCUCACUCCUGUGAGGGCCCAGAGCAGGCACCUUGCUACCUUUGCCAACUCCUCCAGGAGCGCAGCAGCAAUACGGCCGAUGCCAGGCCCCCUGUCAGGCUGUCCUACAGCCACCUCUCCUGUCCUCAGCACAAUACACCUUUCAGGGACAAGAACGGACCGAAGAGAGAAGGCAGGUCCAUGCCACACACCUGUGUAUUUGAGCGGCCAGCAAAACGAAGAAUGAAUCAUCAACAGCUCGGGGCUUUAUGUCACCCUCCCAGGAGGCCCCUGGUAUGUGGAGUCGAGAUGACCAGUCAUGGGUUUCUUAUCUGCCAUCGAAUUCCCUGUCCCUUUACAAUGAACGUGGUGGCAUUUUUGUACAUGAAAUUAUAUCAGGACGAUGCUUGUUUGUUGGCUGGCCAAGGGAUAACUUGGUGUUUGUCGUUGAGCAGUUUCGGUGAGAAAGGAGUUCAGAGUAACUUAGAUGGUCAAGUUCCGCUGCAUUGUAAAUAAUGGCGAACAUAGUUCUGCGGUUUGUUCUUUGCUGGUGAGCAAGUUUGGUCGAAGUGUAUGCCUUCCCUUCUAGAACUAAUCCUUUUUAAAAAGUGUCCCCAUAGCUAGUCACUGCAUAGCAUCCUAGCUCCCAAUUCAAAGCAAUGUAAGCAAUGUAAGACAGCACAUACAACCCUGCCUCCCCCUCUCUGUCCUGUUUAGGAAAAUAAUGAUUCUAAUUAAAGUGGACAUCAGUAAUCCUGACCCACAAAGCAAAUGACCUAAAAGCUCUAAAACUGUAUAUAGUUCUAGGCUGAAUCCUCAGCCAUAUAUGAACUCCAUGGUUGUGACAGCACUGUCAAGUGCCCCGUAGCCCGCUGACGGGAGGAGGCUGGGGAGUGAGCCUGGGGAUGGGAACAGGCCCGUCCUCUUUGGUCUGGGCACCCAGGAACGCCCCACCUUUCUCUGCCCACCAGAGCGCUCCCCGGAAAGGACGAGGGCGACGCAGGUCCUGUGUGUCAUCCUCCGGGGAUAUUUGCAUUUUAGCCUUAAUUCUGACUGCAAGUGAAAGGCUCGCCCCACACCCCUUGAAGGUGUGUUUCAGCAGAGGGGUGGGCAGCUCUUACACAAAGCUGUUGCAGGUUCGACCCCGUGGCCUCCUGCUCAUGGUGAGGCAGUGAGGGUAGGGAAGAGCCCUGGGCAAGGCGGGAUUCAGCAUGGUAAUGCUGGGAAACGCUGUCACAAGGCCCGUCGAUGAUGCCGGGUUCCUCGAUGUCAGUGACAUUUUGGGGUGGGUAACUCUCUUACUGUGGGCGGUCCUGUGUGCUGUAGGAUGGUUAACUGCAUCCUUGGCCUCCACCCACAAGAGUCCAGUAGCGCCCCCCUCCCAAGUUUGCUGCGAUGACUACGCGUCUACAGACAUUGCCAGCCGUCCCCUGUGGGACAUCCUGGGCUGAGAGCCACUGGUUUGUCCUGUGUCCACAUGUAGAGUGAUGGGUGAGGCUUCACGCCAGUGUUAGACAGAAAGCCUGUAUCACCGGGCUGUGGGCCUUCCUCCUAACCCCCAAGCCCAGGAUGCGCCAGAGGGCUGCAGCAUUCUGCCGGCAGGGGAAGGUGGGGAAGAUGGCGUGAGCCGCAAAAAGAAGCCGAGGGGUCAGGUCUCACUCCGUACUCCCUGCGGAUGCCCCCCCGCUCCGCAGCCCCACUCCUAGAAGGCAAACACUUGUUACCUUCUUUUUCCUUGGCCACGUUUGACCAGAAGCAACAGGAAAUUCUUAAUGGAUUUGUGGCCUUUCUCUGGUUUUAAAAAUCAAAUCCAAUCUCCUUAAAAGGUAUUUAAGGUCUGCGCUGAUUCCAGGACAUCUCCACUUCUGUUUCUCAAGUAAGCCGUGUUCAAGGGAUCGCAUGCCUUGGCAGUCCUCCCUGGAGAGAACAGGAUCCUGGUGGCUUUAACUUUGAAUGGACUGGAAAAUCAUGGCAUGGGUGUGGGCAAAUGUCUUAAAUCUUUCUGUGCCUCUGUAUCCCCACCCGAAAAUGGAACGAGUCAUACUAACCUACCUCCUCUGAUGUAUUGUGAGGAUUAUAGAAUAACACUUUUUAAAGGAAAAAAAAUAAUAGUCUUUCAUCUAUUGAGUCUAGGCUAAUGGUUCCCAUUCAGUGAAUCAAGCCUGUGUGGUGACUUUUCAGAAUGUUCUCUGACCACAGACAGUGUCUUCCAUCCCAGCCUAGUAGGACCAGGAGCAUGUGUUUAUUACACUGUUGCCUGGCCUUGAGGAGGGGAAAUUUCGACAUGUAAAAUAGGCUUCACAUGACCAUACAAAGCAACAAAACACCCCAAAUGUUCCCAUUGCCAGUGAGGCCUGUUUUAAUGGUACUUUUUGUAUAAAGUGCCGUAAACAGGCUGUGUAUCAGCAUCUCAUUGUUCGUCCCAAAGGCAUCUGAGUGCAGAAGCCCACAUAAGACCUGGAAAGAGGUUAACCUGCCUUUCCGGCCACCUCGGUCACCUUAAGUUCUAGUAUCUAAGGUGUCCCCAACCCGUUGUGUAACUCCAUUGUCUCCCAAGAUGUCAGGCAGGGGAGCAGCUCUGAGAACCAAUGUCUAAGAGUAAGGCGGGAGGCCCCUGCUGGGUGGUCAUCCGGCCCUGGGACUCCCCUUGUUCUACCUGCUAAGGGGGUCUGGGCAGGGGGGACUCCAGGCUCUCUCAGUGAACGAGGCUGACUUCAGCCAGGGUUUGGGAGUCGAGACCUUACAGGGGAGUCUCGUCUGGAGGCGUCACUAUUCUCUCAGAGUGCUGCUCCUGGAGGGAACAGGCUGCCCACCCCGGUCCUGGGGAAGACCCGGGCAAGGUGGACACCGCUCAUCAGGCCAGGCCCUCAGGCAGGCAGGCUCCGAGGAGAGCCCAGAAACAGACUUCGGGUUUGAAAAGUGACCGCCGCGGCUGUGGGAGUGGGAACAUGACUGGCGUCUGCUGGGUGAGAGCCCAGCGUGGGGCCAAGCUGGACCUUUCCAGUUCCUCCCAUACCCGGUGACUGGGCGUCCCUCGCUCCCAGCUUCCCCGGCACCUAGAGGACGCACAGAGGGAGCAAGGCAGAAGAUGUUAAAUGCAUGAGGUAGAAUUGCUGCUUUCCCACUAAACUGUGUAUUAAGCAUGAGAGAUUUGUUUAACGUUGGCAAAGGAAUUUUAAAAAGUAACAAACUUUGUGUCCUUGUUUUGACUGCCCAGAGAACAUCCCCGUGCCUGCCUUUCUUUACCUGUUUUCUCCCUGCUCCCCGCCCUCGCAUCCACUUCCCGUGAGAGUUGGUAUCUGGAGGCAGCUCUUGGUCCGGUUCAUGUUCAUGUCCCACUGGAAACACAGGGAGUGGCCGGGGGAGAGAGGGAGGAGGCGGGGGAAGGGGUGGGGAGGAAAGCAACUUUUUUCUAAUUUUUGUAUUGAUACCCACAAGCGUUUGUAUUUUUUGAAUUGCAAACACUGUGUUUUCUGGUCUUUGGGGGUCGGUUGAACUUUGUGUAUUGCCUUUUGGAAAACCUGAGUUUUAUCACAGUCUUACGCAGAUUUGAAAUAAAUUCUUUUGACAC
Molecule: messenger RNA, 9291 nt
Organism: Mustela lutreola (European mink)
Lineage: Eukaryota; Metazoa; Chordata; Mammalia; Carnivora; Mustelidae
Gene: TRIM67
Product: tripartite motif containing 67
Exons: 10
Coding region: 1136-3475 (779 amino acids)
Molecular function (GO): zinc ion binding; protein binding
Source: RefSeq, a predicted model, not a curated record